AUGCGACUUUCUAAAGUAUCUGAUAUUAAAUCUACAGGAGUUUCGAAUUAUAAAAAUUUCAAUUCGAAAAAUUCCUCUAAGUAUUCUUUAAUGGAAGUCUCAAAAAAAAAUGAAAAGAAGAAUUCCUUAGGUGCCUUCCAUUCCAAAAAAAUUUUAUUAAUUUUUGGAAUAAUAUAUGUAGUCCUAUUGAAUGCUUAUAUAUGUGGAGACAAAUACGAAAAGGCUGUAGAUUAUGGUUUUAGAGAAAGCAGAAUUUUAGCUGAAGGAGAAGAUACGUGUGCACGAAAAGAAAAGACUACAUUAAGAAAAAGUAAGCAGAAAACAUCUACACGCACAGUUGCUACUCAAACAAAGAAAGAUGAAGAAAAUAAAUCAGUUGUUACCGAAGAACAAAAAGUAGAAAGUGAUUCCGAAAAACAAAAAAGAACCAAAAAAGUAGUAAAAAAGCAAAUUAAUAUAGGAGAUACAGAAAAUCAAAAAGAAGGAAAAAACGUUAAAAAAGUUAUAAAGAAAGAAAAGAAAAAAGAAGAAUCUGGAAAACCAGAAGAAAAUAAACAUGCAAACGAAGCUUCAAAAAAACAGGAACCUAAAGCCUCAAAAGUAUCUCAAAAACCAUCAACUAGCACACGUUCAAAUAAUGAAGUAAAAAUACGAGCUGCUUCUAAUCAAGAAACAUUAACUAGUGCCGAUCCAGAAGGACAAAUAAUGAGAGAAUAUGCUGCUGAUCCAGAAUAUCGUAAACACUUAGAAAUAUUUUAUAAAAUAUUAACUAACACCGAUCCAAAUGAUGAAGUAGAAAGAAGAAAUGCCGAUAAUAAAGAAGAUUUAACUAGUGCCGAUCCAGAAGGUCAAAUAAUGAGAGAAUAUGCUUCCGAUCCAGAAUACCGUAAACACUUAGAAAUAUUUUAUAAAAUAUUAACUAACACCGAUCCAAAUGAUGACGUAGAAAGAAGAAAUGCCGAUAAUAAAGAAGAUUUAACCAGUGCCGAUCCAGAAGGUCAAAUAAUGAGAGAAUAUGCUGCUGAUCCAGAAUAUCGUAAACAUUUAGAAGUAUUUCAUAAAAUAUUGACUAAUACCGAUCCAAAUGAUGAAGUAGAAAGAAGAAAUGCCGAUAAUAAAGAAGAUUUAACCAGUGCCGAUCCAGAAGGUCAAAUAAUGAGAGAAUAUGCUGCUGAUCCAGAAUAUCGUAAACACUUAGAAGUAUUUCAUAAAAUAUUGACUAAUACCGAUCCAAAUGAUGAAGUAGAAAGAAGAAAUGCCGAUAACAAAGAAUUAACCAGCUCAGACCCAGAAGGUCAAAUAAUGAGAGAAUAUGCCGCUGAUCCAGAAUAUCGUAAACACUUAGAAGUAUUUCAUAAAAUAUUGACCAAUACCGAUCCAAAUGAUGAAGUAGAAAGAAGAAAUGCCGAUAACAAAGAAGAUUUAACUAGUGCCGAUCCAGAAGGUCAAAUAAUGAGAGAAUAUGCUGCUGAUCCAGAAUAUCGUAAACACUUAGAAGUAUUUCAUAAAAUAUUGACUAAUACCGAUCCAAAUGAUGAAGUAGAAAGAAGAAAUGCCGAUAAUAAAGAAGAUUUAACUAGUGCCGAUCCAGAAGGACAAAUAAUGAGAGAAUAUGCUGCUGAUCCAGAAUAUCGUAAACACUUAGAAAUAUUUCAUAAAAUAUUAACUAACACCGAUCCAAAUGAUGAAGUAGAAAGAAGAAAUGCCGAUAAUAAAGAAGACUUAACUAGUGCCGAUCCAGAAGGUCAAAUAAUGAGAGAAUAUGCCGCUGAUCCAGAAUACCGUAAACACUUAGAAAUAUUUUAUAAAAUAUUAACUAACACAGAUCCAAAUGAUGAAGUAGAAAGAAGAAAUGCCGAUAAUAAAGAAGAAUUAACCAGCUCAGACCCAGAAGGUCAAAUAAUGAGAGAAUAUGCCGCUGAUCCAGAGUAUCGUAAACACUUAGAAAUAUUUCAUAAAAUAUUAACUAACACCGAUCCAAAUGAUGAAGUAGAAAGAAGAAAUGCCGAUAAUAAAGAAGACUUAACUAGUGCCGAUCCAGAAGGUCAAAUAAUGAGAGAAUAUGCCGCUGAUCCAGAAUACCGUAAACACUUAGAAAUAUUUUAUAAAAUAUUAACUAACACCGAUCCAAAUGAUGAAGUAGAAAGAAGAAAUGCCGAUAAUAAAGAAGAUUUAACCAGUGCCGAUCCAGAAGGUCAAAUAAUGAGAGAAUAUGCUUCCGAUCCAGAAUACCGUAAACACUUAGAAAUAUUUUAUAAAAUAUUAACUAACACCGAUCCAAAUGAUGACGUAGAAAGAAGAAAUGCCGAUAACAAAGAAGAUUUAACUAGUGCCGAUCCAGAAGGUCAAAUAAUGAGAGAAUAUGCUGCUGAUCCAGAAUAUCGUAAACACUUAGAAGUAUUUCAUAAAAUAUUGACUAAUACCGAUCCAAAUGAUGAAGUAGAAAGACAAAAUGCUGAUAAUAACGAAGCAUAA
Messenger RNA from Plasmodium falciparum 3D7, 2475 nucleotides. It is a transcript of the gene GBP130, whose product is annotated as GBP130 protein. NCBI's taxonomy places the organism in Eukaryota, Apicomplexa, Aconoidasida, Haemosporida, Plasmodiidae. The record is from RefSeq and is a predicted model, not a curated record.